AUGGGCCGGGGCAUAGGCGUCCUGCAGCUAUUUCAAACCCCAACAGACUGGGAUGGACCGAAUGACCCUGACAAUCCUCGAAACUUCACCUUCCGGCGUCGCGUGGCAUCAACAUUUGCAGUCACGUUCCUCGCGUUCGUAAGCACGCUGGCGGGCUCACUAUACAGUCCUGCCCAUGAAGCGGUUUCGCAGCGUUUCGGCGUUUCAGAGGAGGUCGCCAUCCUACCAUUGUCGCUAUACAAUUUUGGAAUGGCGUUUGGACCGCUCGUUGGAGCGCCAUUGAGCGAGACGUUUGGGAGGAAAGCGGUCUUCUUGACGACAUCGCCGAUUUUCGCCCUCUUUACGCUUGGGGCUGGCUUUUCGCAGAACCCGGCGUCGUUGAUCGUGUGCAGGUUCUUCGCUGGGGUGUUCGCCUCGCCGGCGCUCAGUAAUGCAUCGGCGACCAUCGUGGACUAUACGGCGGGGAGGUAUCGGGCCGUGCUGUUGGCGUUCUACUACUCCAUCCCCUUCUUCGGGGCAGUCUUCGCACCUCUCCUCGGCGGCUUCCUCGUCCAGACGAGAGGCUGGCGCUGGACGCAGUGGGUCACCCUCUUCUUUAUCCUGACCUUCUACAUCCCCAUCUUGUUCACGCGGGAGUCAUACAAGCGGACGAUCCUGGAGCGACGGGCCAGGAGGCUGAACAUCCAAGGCCCGCCGCCGCAGCCACGCCGCUCCCUCUCCACAACGAUCAAGCACUUCCUCACCACGAUCUUCCUGCGACCCGUGCACAUGCUGGUCACGGAGGUGAUCGUCACGAUCGUGUGUCUGUACAACGGCUUCCUCUUCGGCCUGAUGUACACCUUCGUGGUGGCCUCGCCGUGGGUGUUCCAACACUACUACGGCUUCGGGCUCACUGGGCAAUCGCUGUCCUUCAUCGGGCUGAUGGUCGGCACCGCGUCCGCUCCCGUGCCCCUCAUCCUCAUCGACGCAUAUGUAUACCAGCCGAGACUGAAGCGGUUCCGCGUCCACCACCCGCACACUGAGGAACCAUUCCCUCCCGAACAUCGACUUUACCCUAGCAUGACGGCCUCGUUCGUCAUCCCGGCGUGUCUCUUGGGGUUCGCCUGGACCGCCCACGCCCAAGUGCACUGGGCGGUCCCAAUCGCGUUUCAGGGCCUGGCAUUCACGGCUACCGUCAUGGUUUACUCGUCGAUGAACCUGUUCAUGGUGGACGCGUACGGGCCACUGUAUGGAGCCUCUGCUGCAGGAGCGGCGAUGCUGUCGAGGUACGGUCUGUCGGCCGCGUUCCCGCUGUUUGCACUCAAGUUUUACAAGGCGCUGGGCGUCGGGUGGGCGACGAGUAUUCUGGCGUUCGGCACGUUGAUCAUGGCGCCCAUGCCGUGGGUCUUCUGGCGGCAUGGCGAGCUGUUACGGUCGAAGACGAAGUAUGAGACUAGCACGUGA
Molecule: messenger RNA, 1443 nt
Organism: Cladophialophora yegresii CBS 114405
Lineage: Eukaryota; Fungi; Ascomycota; Eurotiomycetes; Chaetothyriales; Herpotrichiellaceae
Exons: 2
Coding region: 1-1443 (480 amino acids)
Biological process (GO): transmembrane transport; spermine transport; spermidine transport
Molecular function (GO): spermine transmembrane transporter activity; spermidine transmembrane transporter activity
Source: RefSeq, a predicted model, not a curated record